AUGACAGGUCCUGGUUCUCCUUGUGGGGCUUGCAAGUUCUUGAGAAGGAAAUGUGUAAGGGGUUGUGUUUUUGCUCCUUAUUUCUGUCAUGAACAGGGAGACACCCAUUUUGCUGGCAUUCACAAGGUUUUUGGUGCAAGCAAUGUAUCAAAGCUUCUUGCUCACCUCCCAGUGAGUGGUCGUAGUGAAGCCGCAGUCACAAUCUCAUAUGAAGCUCAAGCUAGGCUUCAAGAUCCUAUUUAUGGCUGUGUUUCACAUGUUUUUGCUCUCCAACAGCAGGUUGUCAAUCUACAAGCUCAACUAGCAUCUCUUAAAGAAUUACAAGCAGCUCAAAGCUUUCUCAAUGGCUCUGCUUGUGCAAACCCUAAUGAAAAGUACUAUGGAAACCCUUCUCAUCCACAAGAUGUUCAAAGUUGGUUUCAGUCAGAAAUUUCAAACAUGAUGCAACAAUUCAACCCAAACAUCAACAAUAAUGCCUCAACAAUGCCAUACCAAGAGAACAUGUCCAUGUCAAACUCUAUGGGGAACUAUGGAAAUUCAAACAUCCCUGAAGAAAUCGAUGCUUCAUAUGGCUGCAGCUAUGAAGAGGCUUCUCAUUCCAUGUCUUCUCUAGACAUGAAUAUAUACGACAAGCAAUGGUCUCUCCAAGAAACUGAUGACCUUCAGUCAGCGGCCUUCGGCUAUAUUCAGUAUUCAUGAUGGAAGAUAUAGGACUUGGCGUGACAGAUGUGUAAUCGGUGAAGACGACCUUUGUCAAUUUUGAAUUGCUGCACCAUACUCUGAAACAUGCACUUUUGUUGCCAUAAAUAAGCUAGAAACCCUAGAAAUGUUCAUACAAUUGGAAACCCU
Molecule: messenger RNA, 849 nt
Organism: Quercus lobata
Lineage: Eukaryota; Viridiplantae; Streptophyta; Magnoliopsida; Fagales; Fagaceae
Product: LOB domain-containing protein 29-like
Exons: 2
Coding region: 1-699 (232 amino acids)
Biological process (GO): hormone-mediated signaling pathway; positive regulation of DNA-templated transcription
Cellular component (GO): nucleus
Source: RefSeq, a predicted model, not a curated record